CGGCAGCCAGAGGUAGGUGAUAGGUGGGCCGGGUCUCACCGCCUGCGGUCCCCGGCCUCGCCCGCUCGCGCUCCGCUGCCAACCCACGAUGCCGCAGUAUCAGACCUGGGAGGAGUUCAGUCGCGCGGCCAAGAAACUCUACCUCGCCGACCCUAUGAAGGCCCGUGUGGUUCUCAAAUAUAGGCAUUCUGAUGGGAGUUUGUGUAUUAAAGUAACAGAUGAUUUAGUUUGUUUGGUGUAUAGAACAGACCAAGCCCAAGACGUAAAGAAGAUUGAGAAAUUCCACAGUCAACUAAUGAGACUUAUGGUAGCCAAGGAAUCCCCCAGUGUUGCCAUGGAAACGGACUAAAUGGUUUGAAUUGAAGAUCUGUCCUGUUCUUACGAAGUAAAUCUCUUUUGAAUCUGAAAAA
Molecule: messenger RNA, 410 nt
Organism: Mirounga angustirostris (Northern elephant seal)
Lineage: Eukaryota; Metazoa; Chordata; Mammalia; Carnivora; Phocidae
Product: signal recognition particle 9 kDa protein-like
Exons: 1
Coding region: 89-349 (86 amino acids)
Biological process (GO): negative regulation of translational elongation; SRP-dependent cotranslational protein targeting to membrane
Cellular component (GO): signal recognition particle, endoplasmic reticulum targeting
Molecular function (GO): 7S RNA binding
Source: RefSeq, a predicted model, not a curated record